Molecule: messenger RNA, 679 nt
Organism: Lagenorhynchus albirostris (white-beaked dolphin)
Lineage: Eukaryota; Metazoa; Chordata; Mammalia; Artiodactyla; Delphinidae
Product: nuclear receptor ROR-alpha-like
Exons: 3
Coding region: 45-284 (79 amino acids)
Source: RefSeq, a predicted model, not a curated record
CUCGGAGCUCGCCAUCUCCAGCGAUCUCUACAUUGGGAAAAAACAUGGAGUCAGCUCCGGCAGCCCCCGACCCCGCCGCCAGCGAGCCGGGCAGCAGCGGUGCGGACGCGGCCGCCGGCUCCAGGGAGACCCCGCUGAACCAGGAAUCCGCCCGCAAGACCGAGCCGCCCGCCCCGGUGCGCAGACAGAGCUAUUCCAGCACCAGCAGAGGCAUGGCUGUGUCUCGUCAUAUUCCUGUACUGUUUGAAAGCUACAGUAGUAAAGCCCAAGAGUGGAGAUGCUGAAACACUGGAGGUGGCUUGAAAGGAACCAGAGGAAGCCGACUGCAGACUGGUGGCCUUCAGCCUACACUACACGUCAAAAGAGGAGUCCACGGAUAUGUCAUGAGACUGUGUUUCUCUGGGUUUAAGUCCACAAAAGAAAGGAGACCUCCUGUAUUUAGGUUUUCUUUGUGCCAAAGUAUAUGGAUGAGGGAGGGUCAUGGAAAAACAUUAAAUAAUGGGCCAGAUAUACGAAAAUGUUUCCAUCCCAUCAAAAGAUAUUUCAGAAGUUGCGUAUUCUAUGCAGUUAGCUAUUCAAGACUGUACCAUUGGUGUGAUGUUUCUGUUUAUCAGAUAUCUCUUGGCAGUUUUCUGUUUGUCAGUUAUAUGUGGGGUUGUUUUCCGUUUAAACUAAUUCA